ACGUUUCACCGAACUCGAAAGAACAAUAAAAGGAAUUCGAAACCAAUUCUAUGUUCCUGUAUAAUAAGUAACCCCAAUUUGUUACUGGUAUUAUUUUUGUUUCAUACUUUAUAUCCAGCUUUCAGUUUGUUAGUGGAUCUGAUUGACUUUUAUGGCUUGAUUGUGAGUAAUAAGUCAGUGUUAGUCAACUCUCAAAAAUUGCAGAUCGAUUUGGAGCUGGCCAAGAUGAGAAACUCAAGUGUUCCCACAUUUUUGGAAAUAUUAAGCAGAUGUGGUAAUUUUUCAUCUGCUUGCGGAAACUUACUUGUGCCGGUACUCGUGUGUAGUUACAAGGGCUUCGAUGAGAUUGAUGGCAUAGAAGUUGCUUGGAAUCAAGUCAGUAUCGAGGAUGUGCUGCAAUCGCCUGAUCAUCUGGAGAGAUUAUAUUCCGAGGUUCAUCUGUUAAGGACACUGAAACACGAAAAUGUGAUUAGGUCAUAUGCAUCUUGGGUGGAUGAUGGCAAUAAGACUAUCAACAUGAUCACCGAGCUGUUCACUUCCGGCAGCUUGAGGCACUACCGAAACAAACAUAAGAGUGUUGAUAUGAAAGCUAUCAAGAACUGGGCCAGGCAGAUCCUUCAAGGGUUAGAAUAUCUGCACACUCACAAUCCUCCCGUCAUUCACAGAGAUCUGAAAUGCGAUAAUGUAUUCGUGAAUGGGAAUCAUGGAGAAGUAAAAAUCGGGGAUCUUGGGUUGGCUACAAUAAUGCAGCAGCCUACUGCCAGAAGUGUUAUCGGGACCCCCGAGUUCAUGGCUCCUGAACUCUAUGAGGAAGAAUACAAUGAGCUAGUGGAUAUUUAUUCUUUCGGGAUGUGUAUCCUGGAGUUGGUUUCCUGUGAAUAUCCAUACAGCGAAUGCAAAAAUCAAGCACAGAUAUACAAGAAGGUUACCUCCGGAGUAAAACCGGCUGCUCUGAGUAAAGUAAGGGACCCUGAGUUGAGAAGGUUCAUAGAAAAAUGCUUGCUUCCAGCCCCCCAGAGGCUGAGUGCUGCCGAGCUUCUGAAAGCGCCAUUUCUCUCUAACGAUAAUCCCAAGGAUGACACCUGUGAUCCCCCUCAACUAACUGAUUUCACGCCAAAAUCGAUAAACUCGUCAAAAUCCGAUUUCCCUCUCAUGGAUCUCGACUCUUCUUCCAAAAUGCUUCUAUCUGGUAGCAGCACGUGGUGCGAAAGCAUGACCGGAACUUCCAUGUCGACACUUGAGCUGCAUAGGUGCAACGAGAGGAACGAGUUCGUCUUGAAAGCUGAAGAAUUUGACGGUCGUAAAAUAAGUUUGACUUUGAGGAUUGCUGACUAUUCCGGUCGGGUCCGGUACGUGCACUUCCCGUUUUAUCUCGAUUCAGAUACCUCAUCUUCAAUAGCCUCAGAGAUGGUUGAGACACUCGAUUUAUGGAGGGAUGAUGUUGCUUUCAUAGCCGAGUUGAUCAACAGCUUAAUCUCACAGUACAUACCCACAUGGGCUACACCAUGCGGGAGUCUGUGUGGGCCCAAGAAGUUGGAAAACGAGAAGCCUGAUGCAAAAACCGAGCAUGGUUCGAAAAUCACCAGAUUAAACAAUAAUAAUGAUACAAACAAUAGCUGCAACUACAACAACUAUACUGUUAUGAGCCAGAGCUUGAAGAACUCAGUCAACUCGUUCACUGGUUCGUGGAUAACUGCAACGAGCAAUAUGAGCUUGAGCGUCUCGUCUCUCUCGUUAAUGGAUAAGGAGAAUGAGCUGUCUGAUGAUCUGAGGGAGGAGCUCGAAGCUAUCGAUUUGCAGUACCAUCAGCGUUGUAGGGAGCUCGAGAGGAUGAGAGAGGUUGCUAUCGAGAAUGCUAAAAAGAAGUGGAUAAUGAAGAAGACAACCGUGCUUUGA
Striga hermonthica is the source of this 1896-nucleotide messenger RNA. The record is from the annotation of a GenBank genome assembly. Lineage: Eukaryota; Viridiplantae; Streptophyta; Magnoliopsida; Lamiales; Orobanchaceae.